Messenger RNA from Oreochromis niloticus (Nile tilapia), 1627 nucleotides. Its product is annotated as endothelin-3. NCBI's taxonomy places the organism in Eukaryota, Metazoa, Chordata, Actinopteri, Cichliformes, Cichlidae. Gene Ontology annotation, cellular component: extracellular region. Gene Ontology annotation, molecular function: endothelin B receptor binding; hormone activity. The transcript has 4 exons. Gene Ontology annotation, biological process: vein smooth muscle contraction; regulation of systemic arterial blood pressure by endothelin; intracellular calcium ion homeostasis. The record is from RefSeq and is a predicted model, not a curated record. The coding region runs from base 273 to 740 and encodes 155 amino acids.
AUAUCCAUGCUCACUUGUCACAGUGGUGUCAGCUCAUAACGAACCCCAGUGGCUGUAGAAGGCAAACGGAGUGUGGAAGCGCAGCGGUGCAGAGUUGUAUCAGAUACAUGAUGCUCUAUGAGGACUUCUUUGACUGGCUUCACUGAGAUAAGAUAGAAGCGGCUACUCGAGAAUUUCGGACGUUUUCAUUCACCUGUUCUCACAUUUCGACUUUUUCGUUUGUUUGUUUUUUUUUUUAAAGUUGAUUAUUCUUUUCUAAUGUUUCACGUGAGAUGGCUAACGCAUCAUCGUCGCUUGAUGUGGGAGUUUUGUUUCUAAUCGUGGUGACAGCAUCUUUGACCAACGGUUCUUCAUUUAACAAAGAUGUGAGCCAGAGGAAGGAGGUGAAAGCGUUUGAGCAGAGCGCACAUCUUCCUGGCGGGGUGGAGGAUCUCGCCACUGUUGCUUCCCACGUUGAGCCGUGUUCUGACUGCGAGCCACCAUUAGCCAGGAGGCGUUCCAAGAGGUGCACAUGCUACACUUACAAAGACAAGGAGUGUGUGUAUUACUGCCACUUGGAUAUCAUCUGGAUCAACACACCAGAGCACACAGUACCAUUUGGUAUGUCCAGUUACCAGGGUUCCCUGCGUUUGAGACGCUCCACUAGGAGCGAGCGGGUGAGGAUAGGGGUGGAGGCUCAGCGCUGCGUGUGCUCAAUAUACAGUGACGUGGACUGCAUCCGCUUCUGCAAGAUCAGGUAGAGUCAGACGAGACCACACACAGCAGUGCCAAAAAAAGACAAGAGGACAGCAACUCAGCGGAGUGGCCCUGCUGUGAAAUAAGUGGCGUGCCUAUAAACUGAAAAGUGUUUACACAUUCUAAGACAUAGCGUGUAUAUCUGCGUUUCUGUAGGUGGAUAUGUUGUAGUGUCUUGUCAUCAGACUGAAUGAUGUGUAACACCAAAGGUGCUUGCACAAAUCUAAAAGCGAGCAAUUCCACGUUGGACGCUAACGGAAUCUUCACCACUCUUCUCUCCUGCCAACCUCUGCUCGUCUACCAGAACUUGCUGCCUGUGUCUGUUCAGCAGGUGUGCAUGAUGGUUUCCAUUAUUCUGACACAACUGAAGCUAGUUUACAGGGCUGAUUUGUGCGGAUUAUAAGACAUUUGGUUGCUCACAUACAAGGUGGAUGCCUCUGCUCCAAGGACAUCACUGAAGCUCCAUGGCAACAUUGGCACAACAUCAAAGCCAGGAAGUCAGCAUUACUUUUUUUUUUUUUACAAAUUGAGUUUGUCACAGUUACUGAAAGAGUCAGGAUCUUUUUUUUUUUUCUUUUUAUCAUUACAUUAAGGAUGUUCUUUAUUGUAAAGCACGUCUGAGAUUUUUGGAGGUAACAGAACUGAAAACAAAAGUUAGCAGUCUGUUUUAUAAGCUGAAUCCAUGCCACAGUCUUGUGUAUGUGAAAUGUGUUCCAGUAUAUAAAGGCUAUAAGUUAUUUUUCAUACAAACCAAAUACGAUAGUAAAAGUGUGUGAUAAGAUGUUGUAUAUAGAUUUCUAUAUCUGAUUAUGCUAGCCAGCAAGUCUCUGUAUUGAAAAAUCUAGAAAAGUACAAAAGUUUGUACCACAAAAUAAAUUUAUGGUGCAACUUC